Molecule: messenger RNA, 2072 nt
Organism: Cuscuta campestris
Lineage: Eukaryota; Viridiplantae; Streptophyta; Magnoliopsida; Solanales; Convolvulaceae
Source: the annotation of a GenBank genome assembly
UUUAUUUCUGUUUGUUAUAUGAUAUCCAAGUUCGAAUGGGGGGGAGCUCACCAUGGCGGCUUACGGGUUUUUAUGGGAACCCUAGACGUGAUCUUCGUUCGAGUUCAUGGACCCUUUUACGGACAUUGAAGACUCGAUCCCCCCUGCCUUGGGUGGUCAUUGGUGAUUUUAAUGAUCUCUGUGCAGCCUCAGAAAAAAGAGGGGGGAGGGCUCAUCCUCUCUCGUUAAUGGCAGAAUUUUGUUCGGCACUUGAUGACUGUGGCUUGAUGGAUCUCGGUAUGUGUGGUUAUCCCUUUACUUGGGAGAGGGGUCGUGGUUCAGACCACUGUAUUGAAGAGAGACUUGAUCGUGCAGUGGGUUCAGCUGAUUGGAUGAGACUUCAUGUGGAGGCUCGUGUUUACAAUGUGGAUAUGCGUAGGAGUGAUCAUUCUGCCCUCUUUUUGAGUUUGUCGAAGGUGACUCGUCGUCCUCGGAUCCGAAGGUUCAUGUUUGAAAAUGCAUGGCUUAAGGAUGCAGGGUGUAAGGAUGUUAUAAAAAGUGCCUGGGAGUCUUCUAGCUCACUGUCAUUGCCUGCACGACUUGAACAUUGCGGUAAAGAGUUGGCAGCCUGGGGUGGAGACCGUUAUCACCUUUUCGGUAAGAAGAUCAAAGAUUUAAAGGCGGUGGUGACUCGACUUAGAAACAAGAGAGGCACCAGUCACCUUCGAGAGCUUCGUGAAGCCGAUUCUGCGUUGACCAAAUUGCUAGAUCAAGAGGAUGCGUUUUGGCGCCAACGGGCUAAGCAACACUGGCUUAGGUCCAUUGACGCAAACACCAGGAUGCUGAGCGUCGGGGUGUGCUUCAUGGUAUUCAUGUUUGUCGGGGUGUGCUUCAUGAAAGUACCUUGGCUUACCCUCUUUUCUGGGUCGGAACAAGACCGAGGGAAGGAUGUCUUACUCAAGACUGUGGCUCAAGCUAUGCCUCAAUUUGCGAUGAGUGUGUUUUUGCUCCCCAAGUCCAUGUGCUCUAACAUGGAGCGGUUGAUGAAUGCUUUCUGGUGGCACGGGAGAGGAAACUCGGACAGGGGUAUUAAUUGGCUCUCUUGGGAGCGUAUGGCGGUCCCUAAAAAAUUUGGGGGUCUUGGUUUUAAACAUCUCCUCGGGUUCAAUAUUGCUAUGUUGGGAAAGCAAGGCUGGAGAUUACUCACUCAACCUGAUGUUUUGGUGUCUCGGGUCUUCAAAGCAAGGUACUUUCCCACCACUUCUUUUCUUGAGGCUAAGUUGGGGGGUACGCCUAGUUACUGUUGGCGAAGCAUUUUGGCUGCCCAACCCCUUAUUAAGGCAGGGGCCCGUCGUAGAAUUGGCAAUGGUUCUGACACUCUCGUUUGGGACAGUCCGUGGCUUCCAGACGGUGCUGAUCCACAGGUGUGCUCGGAUCUGACAACCCAUUGGCCUAAUUUCCCAGUUUCUUUUCUUAUCAACAGAGAGAGCGGUGUCUGGAACUUGGAGCUACUGCAUCAGAUCUUCGGCCAAAGGGACAUUGAAUUGAUCCUUAAAAUUACUCCAGAUAUCAAUAGAGGUGACCGGUGGUUUUGGGCUGGGCAGUCUCAUGGACAGUACACAGUGAAGGAUGCCUAUCGUAAUUUCAUGGGUGAGGCAGAUUUUGUACUUGGUUUCUCAAACUGGGGACGGCUUUGGAAGAUCUCGGUGGCCAUGAAGGUGAAGGUUUGCUUAUGGCGUGCUCUUCGAGGUAUUCUCCCAACCAUCUCGGCUCUAAAUUCUAAAGGAUUGAACCUUGAUAAUUCUUGUCCGGUGUGUGGCCAGACCGGGGAGUCACUUGAACAUGUCUUUCUCCAGUGCCGAUUAGCAGAUAGAGUGUGGAGGAGUCUGCAUAUUGGAGGAGACAGAAAUCUAACUUUUGGGGCAUGGUUCCAACGGCAGUGUGAGAUUUGUUCACUUGAAGGGCUACAGGUUGUGGCAUGGACUAUUUGGGCGCUCUGGAAAACUCGAAAUACCGCUGUCUGGGAGCAGCGUGUGGUUAUGCCGCAGGCUGUGGUUCGGAUGAUUCACUCCAUGGUGGCAGGAUGGAGAAAU